This is a messenger RNA of Coregonus sp. 'balchen', 7108 nucleotides long. NCBI's taxonomy places the organism in Eukaryota, Metazoa, Chordata, Actinopteri, Salmoniformes, Salmonidae. The record is from the annotation of a GenBank genome assembly.
AUGCUUUCUCAGGAAAUCCGAAACCAAGCCAGUGAAUAUUCAUACAAAAUGGCAAAACUUCCAGAGAAUCGGAAUCGAAACCGAUAUAGAGAUGUCAGCCCCUGUAAGUAUUUUGUCUAACUAUAAUUUAUGAAGUACCCUACACUAGUCAUCAUUGUGAUGAAUACUUGCACCUCGACGAUUAUCAAUAGUUUUAAUUUACACAUUUUAAAUAUAUUUGUCUCUGGUUUCAGAUGAUCACAGUCGUGUUAAACUUGAAAACUCUGAAAAUGACUACAUCAAUGCUAGUUUAGUCAUGGUGGAGGAAGCCCAAAGAACCUAUAUUCUAUCCCAGGUAAGUGCAGACAAGUAGCUCAGACUUUCAUUCAUUAUGUACUGAUCAUGUAAAUGAGACUUUCACAAAACAAGUACUAAUGAUUAUGGAUCUACAUUUUGAGGAUUGGUCUGUGUUCUAAGUUGGGGAAUAAGCAGUGUGUUGUGUUUUCUCCCAAAGGGACCACUGAGGAACACCUGUGGUCACUUCUGGUUGAUGAUCUGGGAGCAGAACUCCAAAGCCGUUAUAAUGCUGAACAGAGUCAUAGAGAAGGGAUCUGUAAGUAGCCUACAUAAAUUUAAAGAGUCAUAGAGAAGGGAUCUGUAAGUAGCCUAAAUGUAUAAUGCUGAACAGAAUCAUAGAGAAGGGAUCUGUAAGUAAGCCUACAUAAAUGUUAUAAUGCUGAAACAGAGUCAUAGAGAAGGGAUCUGUAAGUAGCCUACAUAAAUGUUAUAAUGCUGAACAGAAUCAUAGAGAAGGGAUCUGUAAGUAGCCUACAUAAAUGUUAUAAUGCUGAACAGAAUCAUAGAGAAGGGAUCUGUAAGUAGCCUACAUAAAUGUUAUAAUGCUGAACAGAGUCAUAGAGAAGGGAUCUGUAAGUAGCCUACAUAAAUGUUAUAAUGCUGAACAGAGUCAUAAGAAGGGAUCUGUAAGUAGCCUACAUAAAGAAGGGAUCUGUAAGUAGCCUACAUAAAUGGUCCUCUGUAGCUCAAUUGGUAGACCAUGGCGCUUGUAACGCCAGGGUAGUGGGUUCGAUCCCCCGGGACCACCCAUAUGUAAAAAUGUAUGCACACAUGAACUGUAAGUCGCUUUGGAUAAAAGCGUCUGCUAAAUGGCAUAUUAUAUUAUUAUAUUAUUAUUAUUAUUAUAUUAUUAUUAUAAUGCAGAACAGAGUCAUAGAGAAGGGAUCUGUAGUAGCCUACAUAAAUGUUAUAAUGCUGAACAAAUCAUAGAGAAGGGAUCUGUAAGUAGCCUACAUAAAUGUUAUAAUGCUGAACAGAGUCAUAGAGAAGGGAUCUGUAAGUAGCCUACAUAAAUGUUAUAAUGCUGAACAGAGUCAUAGAGAAGGGAUCUGUAAGUAGCCUACAUAAAUGUUAUAAUGCUGAACAGAAUCAUAGAGAAGGGAUCUGUAAGUAGCCUACAUAAAUGUUAUAAUGCUGAACAGAGUCAUAGAGAAGGGAUCUGUAAGUAGCCUACAUAAAUGUUAUAAUGCUGAACAGAGUCAUAGAGAAGGGAUCUGUAAGUAGCCUACAUAAAGAAGGGAUCUGUAAGUAGCCUACAUAAAUGGUCCUCUGUAGCUCAAUUGGUAGAGCAUGGCGCUUGUAACGCCAGGGUAGUGGGUUCGAUCCCCGGGACCACCCAUAUGUAAAAAUGUAUGCACACAUGACUGUAAGUCGCUUUGGAUAAAAGCGUCUGCUAAAUGGCAUAUUAUAUUAUUAUAUUAUUAUUAUUAUUAUAUUAUUAUUAUAAUGCAGAACAGAGUCAUAGAGAAGGGAUCUGUAAGUAGCCUACAUAAAUGUUAUAAUGCUGAACAGAAUCAUAGAGAAGGGAUCUGUAAGUAGCCUACAUAAAUGUUAUAAUGCUGAACAGAGUCAUAGAGAAGGGAUCUGUAAGUAGCCUACAUAAAUGUUAUAAUGCUGAACAGAGUCAUAGAGAAGGGAUCUGUAAGUAGCCUACAUAAAUGUUAUAAUGCUGAACAGAAUCAUAGAGAAGGGAUCUGUAAGUAGCCUACAUAAAUGUUAUAAUGCUGAACAGAAUCAUAGAGAAGGGAUCUGUAAGUAGCCUACAUAAAUGUUAUAAUGCUGAACAGAGUCAUAGAGAAGGGAUCUGUAAGUAGCCUACAUAAAUGUUAUAAUGCUGAACAGAGUCAUAGAGAAGGGAUCUGUAAGUAGCCUACAUAAAUGUUAUAAUGCUGAACAGAGUCAUAGAGAAGGGAUCUGUAAGUAGCCUACAUAAAUGUUAUAAUGCUGAACAGAGUCAUAGAGAAGGGAUCUGUAAGUAGCCUACAUAAAUGUUAUAAUGCUGAACAGAAUCAUAGAGAAGGGAUCUGUAAGUAGCCUACAUAAAUGUUAUAAUGCUGAACAGAGUCAUAGAGAAGGGAUCUGUAAGUAGCCUACAUAAAUGUUAUAAUGCUGAACAGAGUCAUAGAGAAGGGAUCUGUAAGUAGCCUACAUAAAUGUUAUAAUGCUGAACAGAAUCAUAGAGAAGGGAUCUGUAAGUAGCCUACAUAAAUGUUAUAAUGCUGAACAGAAUCAUAGAGAAGGGAUCUGUAAGUAGCCUACAUAAAUGUUAUAAUGCUGAACAGAGUCAUAGAGAAGGGAUCUGUAAGUAGCCUACAUAAAUGUUAUAAUGCUGAACAGAGUCAUAGAGAAGGGAUCUGUAAGUAGCCUACAUAAAUGUUAUAAUGCUGAACAGAGUCAUAGAGAAGGGAUCUGUAAGUAGCCUACAUAAAUGUUAUAAUGCUGAACAGAGUCAUAGAGAAGGGAUCUGUAAGUAGCCUACAUAAAUGUUAUAAUGCUGAACAGAAUCAUAGAGAAGGGAUCUGUAAGUAGCCUACAUAAAUGUUAUAAUGCUGAACAGAGUCAUAGAGAAGGGAUCUGUAAGUAGCCUACAUAAAUGUUAUAAUGCUGAACAGAAUCAUAGAGAAGGGAUCUGUAAGUAGCCUACAUAAAUGUUAUAAUGCUGAACAGAGUCAUAGAGAAGGGAUCUGUAAGUAGCCUACAUAAAUGUUAUAAUGCUGAACAGAAUCCUAGAGAAGGUACAUUGGCAUCCCUCUCUGACAGACAAGCCUAUGCAUUAGGUUUACACCACACUCUAGGCCACACAACCAAGUGUGGACCAACACAACGCUGUUCAUUGUAUCUCUGUCCAGGGUACUGUGAUCAUCAUGUAGCUACCGUAGCUAGUUAGCCUUCCCAUCAGGCGUUCAGGUUGGGCUAAUCACUAAUGUAUUGUCCCCCAACAGGAGAAGUGUGCUCAGUACUGGCCCACAGCUGAGGAACACCAGUUGUCUUACACUGACACAGGGUUUGUUGUGACGCUGGUGAAAGAAGAGGACAAGUCCUACUACAUCAUACGAGUGCUGGAGCUGAGGAAUACAGAGGUGAGCACUGCUUCUCCAUUGACUCUGUGUGAUGUUGUUGUUAGCACAGUCACUGUAUUAAAAUGACAUGCGUUGUCCAGACAGGACGAACCAGAGAGAUAUACCACUUUCACUACACCACCUGGCCUGACUUUGGCGUCCCAGAAUCCCCGGCGUCCUUCCUCAACUUCCUGGUCAAGGUGCGGGAGUCUGGCUCAUUGGGGGCGGAGCAUGGGCCCGCCGUGGUCCACUGCAGCGCUGGGAUUGGACGCUCGGGGACCUUCUCAUUGGUUGACACGUGUCUCAUCCUGGUAAUAUCAAUACUUCCUGUUUUACGUACUAAUUGAAUGCCCUACUUGGUAUGAAACCAGACUAGCGUCCUGUUCAGGGGGUGUACUUGGACAUGAAGCUUGCUCACGCUACAGAUGGGAGAUUCUGUCUCGGACAAGGCUUGGUAUUUAAGAUCAGCUCCUGGUCAAACUGUAUUUAUCUCCUGUGUCUCCAGUCUAAUUAUAUAGACCAGGCAGUCUUCACUUGUCACUGAUGUUGAAGGUUAAGUCAUACUCUCUCUCCUGUCUAGAUGGACUCUCACUGUAACUCUCUCUCUCUCUCUCUCUCUCUCUCUCACUGUAACUCUCUCUCCUGUCUAGAUGGACACUCACUGUAACUCUCUCUCUCUCUCUCUCUCCCCCUCUCUCUCUCACUGUAACUCUCUCUCCUGUCUAGAUGGACACUCACUGUAACUCUCUCUCUCUCUCCUGUCUAGAUGGACACUCACUGUAACUCUCUCUCUCUCUCCUGUCUAGAUGGACACUCACUGUAACUCUCUCUCUCUCUCCUGUCUAGAUGGACACUCACUGUAACUCUCUCUCUCUCUCUCUCUCUCUGUAACUCUCUCUCUCUCUCUCCUGUCUAGAUGGAUAAGAGGAAGGACCCGUCGUCGGUGGACAUCCAGAGGGUUCUGCUGGACAUGAGGGAGUACAGGAUGGGUCUGAUCCAGACUCCUGACCAGCUACGCUUCUCCUACAGGGCAGUCCUGGAGGGAGCCAAGUGCAUCGUGGGAGACUGCUCUGCACAGGUAGGGAGACUGCUCUGCACAGGUAGGGAGACUGCUCUGCACAGGUAGGGAGACUGCUCUGCACAGGUGGAGAUCUUGCACAGGAGGAGACGCUCUGCACAGUAGGGACUGCUGCACAGGUAGGGAGACUGCUCUGCACAGGUAGGGAGACUGCUCUGCACAGGUAGGGAGACUGCUCUGCACAGGUAGGGAGACUGCUCUGCACAGGUAGGGAGACUGCUCUGCACAGGUAGGGAGACUGCUCUGCACAGGUAGGGAGACUGCUCUGCACAGGUAGGGAGGACUGCUCUGCACAGGUAGGGAGACUGCUCUGCACAGGUAGGGGAGACUGCUCUGCACAGGUAGGGAGACUGCUCUGCACAGGUAGGGAGACUGCUCUGCACAGGUAGGGAGACGCUCUGCACAGGUAGGGAGACUGCUCUGCACAGGGAGGGAGACUGCUCUGCACAGGGAGGGAGACUGCUCUGCACAGGUAGGGAGACUGCUCUGCACAGGUAGGGAGACUGCUCUGCACAGGUAGGGAAACUUCUCUGCACAGGUAGGGAGACUGCUCUGCACACACUGUAACUAGUGUACGGGAUGAGUACUGUGUCAAUGUGAAACUAUUUGGUUGUGACUCCUCUGUACAGGGUCAUGCUGUAUGUGUCCGUGUGAAAUUAGACAUUAGCAGAACUGUGACUUUCUCCACUGAGGGACAAUAUGUGCUCCCAAUGUGCUACGCCUGUAUCCAACCUGCCUUACAGUAACAUGAAGAGAGUCAAUGAAGACCUCUGUAUUCCAGCCUCUGUCUGUCCGUCUGUCUGAGGAGCUGUUGAUCAUUAUGUACUGGUCUGUUUGUCUCCACAGAGCCAGUGGAGAGAGCUGUCCAGACCAGGAGACAGUGUGUGAGUCGCCCCCUGCCCCCCCUCCCAGGUGUCUCUCCGACGCCCCCCCUCCACCCCCGCCACGGCCUUUAGACAACCCUGCCCCCCCUCCCAGGUGUCUCUCCGACGCCCCCCCUCCACCCCCGCCACGGCCUUUAGACAACCCUGCCCCCCCUCCCAGGUGUCUCUCCGACGCCCCCCCUCCACCCCGCCACGGCCUUUAGACAACCCUGCCCCCCUCCAGGUGUCUCUGCGACGCCCCCCCUCCACCACCAGCCACGCCUUUAGAGACACCCUGCCCCCCCGUCCUCCCAGUCGGCCCUCAGAAAGGACCAACGGCCAGCCGCUGCCUGUAGGGAGCCUGAGGCUGUGGCUUGUCCAGAGAGGACGGGACUCAGGAGACGGGCCAGAUCCAGAUAGCUCCAGCUCAGAGAAGGACCGGGCGGAGGUGACGAGGUCAGGGCCAGAUCCAGACAGCUCCAGCUCAGAGAAGGACCGGGCGGAGGUGACGAGGUCAGGGCCAGAUCCAGAUAGCUCCAGCUCAGAGAAGGACCGGGCGGAGGUGACGAGGUCAGGGCCAGAUCCAGACAGCUCCAGCUCAGAGAAGGACCGGGCGGAGGUGACGAGGUCAGGGCCAGAUCCAGACAGCUCCAGCUCAGAGAAGGAACCCGGGCGGAGGUGACGAGGUCAGGGCCAGAUCCAGACAGCUCCAGCUCAGAGAAGGACCGGGCGGAGGUGACGAGGUCAGGGCCAGAUCCAGACAGCUCCCUCAGAGAAGGACCGGGCGGAGGACGAGGUCAGGGCAGAUCCAGACACUCCAGCUCGGAAGGACCGGGCGGAGGUUGACGAGUCAGGGCCAGAUCCAGAUAGCUCCAGCUCAGAGAAGACCACGGAGGUGACGAGUCGGGCAGUCCAACAGCUCCAGCUCAGAGACAGGACCGGCGGAGGCUUGACACCAGGCCCGCCAGAUCCAGACGCUCCAGCUCAGCGAGGACGGACGGAUGGUGACGAGGUCAGGGCCCAGAUUCCGACCCCCCCCAGAGAAGGCCCGGACGGUAGGGACGAGGCCAGGCCCCAGAUUCCAGCAGCUCCAGCUCAAGAAGCCGGGCUGAGGUGACGAGGUCCCCCCCGUCCCCCAGUGAUUCCUCUACUGGUCUCUAUGUGUUGCUGCUUCUGUUGCUAACUCCUACUGAAGUUCAUGUAGGCCUUAUCAUGGGCCAGAUGUUUAGAUGGCAUUCAUUAGGACCCAUCCGAUCGCAUCAAUUAGGGCCCAUCCAACUCGCAUUCAAUAGGACCAUCAGGACUCGAUUCAAUGGAACAUCCAGACUCUAUUCAAUUAGGACCAUCAGACUCGUUCAUGGGACCCAUCCAGACUCGCAUCAUUAGGACCCAUCCAGACUCGCGUUCAAUAGGACCAUCCAGACUCUCAUUCAAUUAGACCCAUCCAGACUCGCAUUCAUUAGGUUACCAUCCAGUACUCAUUCAACUUAGGACCAUCCAGACUAUCAGACUGGCAGUUUGAUGGCAUUCAAUUAGGACCCAUCCAGACUUCUGUAACCAUGUAAUGAAACCCUCUGUUUUCCAGUCUGAGGAGGAACCGGGAGGAGCGGAUCGCCAGCACGGCCCAGAAGCUGCACCUAAUGAAACAAGGACUGACGGACACAGAGAGGCAGAGAGAGCGCUGGCUGUACUGGAGGCCUAUCCUGCUCAACGUGGGGGCUGGAGCUGCCGUGGCCUUGGGUCUAAUGGUGGUGUGGCUCUUCUCCCAGUGA